AUGACCCCCAAAUUCCCAUCCACAAGAAAAGCGCUCGAGCCAAAAGAUGAACAUAGUUUAUGGAAAUAUAUUUACAAAAACACUGUAACCUCGAACAACUUCCCGAACAUGUUGGAGCUGUUCAGAGAGUUCAAAAAGCUGGGAAAUCUUCGAAAUUACGGAUUAACCGAGAUUGAAAAUCAUUUCCACGUAGAAAUGGUCCAGAAUCUGUUCAAAACCGACGCGCUGGCUCCGACAGAGAUUCUCGAGAUGUAUAGAUUUUUGAAGAUUGUUAUUCCGGUUGAUGUCAGGGAUAUCCUCACCAGCCUCUCCAACUCGAAUCUGAAGCUCACUCUCACCCGUCAGCUUGUCAAAUGGGCUCCCAGAGAGCCAAAAUUGUUACAGGCACCUGCCACGUCAUCGGAGCAAGUGCCAGGCCACGUGGAAGUGCUCAUGUGGAAGCAUCUCCGUGAAAAUGUGCAACUGGAGGAGAAAUUUGGGACCCAAGAGUUCUGGAAUACGAUGAAGCUCGCUGGAAUUGACGAGCAAUAUAGGGAAAAGCUUCUCAAUGUAUUCGUCUCAAAUAUCCUGCCAAACCAGCUCUUCGCCCUCAACCUUCCAAUUUCCACGAAAAUCCAGCUCUUUCUUACCAACAAGCUGAAAAUUCCCGCUGCUCAGCUUCUCUGGCUUAUGAGAUCCGACGGUGCGAUGGUGAAGCUGAAUCAGAAGAAAGAAGUCGUCUGGUAUCGUUUAUGGAAAGAGGAAAAAGAUGAUAAAUAUUAUAAACGGGAACCGGCGUUCUACAAGGAUUUUAAGCCAUUGCCACUUUAUGGAGCCACUGGAGCACCGAAAAAACACAAAAACUCCAAGAAAUCCGAGGAAUCUACGACGAAAGCCAGCAGAAAAGAUCGAAAAUCACUGAAACCUGUCAAAAAACCUAAAACGACAACGCAAAAGUCCAUCUUUUUCCCCAGAGAUCGUGAUUAUCCACCGGAAUUCUACACGGAGCCAUAUGUCGUGCUCUCCAGUUGCUCUGAAUCUGAAGAUGAUGGUUGUCCAGCGCAUUUGAUCGGAGAAUACAGAAAUUUCCACAAGAUAUUGCUCGAGGAGCCAUCAUUCUAUCGGCCACUGCCUAAGCCGGAAAUUCGCAAAAAAUUCGAGCCGAUGCAGAAGUUGAAACACGCGGGAAAGCUUGAUACAUCGUUUUCGAACGAUGAAAAUCGAGCUGCGGCUGGAUGCGACAUUGAAGAGGAUCCGCCAGUGAUAGAAAAGCCAACGGAUUUAUCCGGAGUACUCGAUUUUCUUGAUGAAGAGCCGGCUCCGAAUUUGCUCGCUGAGCCAAUGGAUUUCACAGAAUUCGGCGGAAAUCAUGAUGACGUGGCACAAUUGAAUGAAUACGAGAAAAUGCUCCGAAUGGCUCAAUGGGGCGAGUAUCCGGUUCAGGAGACAGAGGGACAAAAUACCGGCAGUUUGGAGACGGAGAAUAUGAAUCCUGCAUCUUCGGCUCCUGCUCGCAAACGUGGCAAGCCAUCAAGAGAUCCCACCAAACCAGUCGCACCGAAGAAGCCAAAAAUGGCUCAAAAAUCGAUGUCACCGGCUCCGCAGAGCAUUGAGACUCCAUCGCCGAUAGCUCCAGAGCCUGCCGCAGAAUUUCUGAUCUACCAAAAGACGAUUGACGACACCGGGGACAUAGUGAAAUACUACAGAGAAUUGGAGAAACCGCCGAUCUCGUUCCACGAAAAUGGUCUUUCAUUCGUCAGAGAGGGCGAUAAAAUGGAACUGAAACUAGUGAAUAAGCCACGUGAAAUGAUUCGGGAAGAGACUGGUCCACCAGAAAUCCCACACCGCGGAUCAACUCCACCACCAAUUUGCAACGGAAACGCCAGAAGAACUCGUUUCGCAUCAGUUCGCACGUUUUAAUUAAUCAAUUCGCUUGAAUUACUGUUAUAUUUUGUUUCAAAAUUUGUUCCCUUGUUUUUCUGUUUAUUCUGCAUUUUCCCCCAUUAUUAUCAUUCGAUAAUUUUUUCUCUUUGUUUCCUUUUGUUUCCUAUGCUCAAUAAAUUUUGUUAUUUUAAAA
Molecule: messenger RNA, 2056 nt
Organism: Caenorhabditis elegans
Lineage: Eukaryota; Metazoa; Nematoda; Chromadorea; Rhabditida; Rhabditidae
Gene: H04D03.2
Product: PHD-type domain-containing protein
Exons: 8
Coding region: 1-1899 (632 amino acids)
Biological process (GO): chromosome attachment to the nuclear envelope
Source: RefSeq, marked reviewed